Molecule: messenger RNA, 1549 nt
Organism: Rhizopus microsporus ATCC 52813
Lineage: Eukaryota; Fungi; Mucoromycota; Mucoromycetes; Mucorales; Rhizopodaceae
Exons: 4
Coding region: 177-1421 (414 amino acids)
Cellular component (GO): RNA polymerase II transcription regulator complex
Molecular function (GO): DNA-binding transcription activator activity, RNA polymerase II-specific; transcription cis-regulatory region binding
Source: RefSeq, a predicted model, not a curated record
AAAAAAAAAAAAAGAGAGAGAAACACCCAGGUGCUUUUUAACCAAUGAAAUCAAAAAGUUAAAAUGUGACUUGAACUACCCUUUUGGGUAAAAAAAAAGGAUUAUUAAUCUGUUCUUUUUCUUUCCGUUAUUUUCUCUCCCUCUUUUAUAUCUAGUUUUUUUUAUUGCAAGGCCAAAUGUCUAUGUCAUCGAACAGCGCUAUCGAUUUGUUUCCAUUCAAUCUAAAUGAUAAAAGCCUAGGCUUGCUUAAUGCCGCUAUUGCUAGUCAUCAAGUCAACAAUCCUAUAUAUGAUCAAGUUAAUCAGGAUGAAAGUGUAAAUAAUGACACAAAAGCAACAAGUGGCAAAAGAGAUCUUGAUAAAGUCGAUCAAGUAGUGACUACUGCACCUAAAAGAGCAGGUCGUAAGCCUUUGCAGGAGAAAUCACAACCUAAUGAUGGCCCAGUAGACCCUAAGCAAAAGAGAAAGGCACAGAACAGAGCGGCUCAACGAGCCUUUCGAGACCGAAAAGAGAAACAUGUUGCGGAAUUAAAAGCACGCAUUGCGGAGCUUGAAGCGCUGACUGCUGCCAAAGAUGAAGACCUGAUUAAAGAAAAUCAGCAGCUAAAAGAAAUGCUGAGACAGCUGCAAGAAGAGAAUUAUGCAUUAAAAGGAGCUCAAUUUACAUUUCAAUUUCCCGUUCAUACAACAAAAGAAAAUCAUCAUCAGCUAUCACCCAACAGAAGUGACAGCACCGGAAGUCAUGGAGGCAAUAGCUUUAGUAGCAACAGUAGGAGUAACAGUAGUAGUGGCAGCAGCAGUAGUGGUAGUGGCACAGAAGAUGGUACAAGUUCAUCUGCUGAGCAAGCGUCACCCCUGUCCAAUAAUAAUGAAACACCUUUAUUUAGUGCUAUCGAACCUAUUCAGUUCGGUCUCAUCGAUGACCAAUCUAAUUUGUUCAAUCAAGCUUCUCUCACCGUGGGUAACGACUUGCUAAUCCAUGGAAAAGAUGACUUAUUUACAAAUUAUGGCAUGCCAAACACUAAUACUAAUAAUAAUAAUAAUACAACAACAACAACAACCGCAGUCGAUGACUUUUUGUUCCCGAAUGAAGAUCUAUCCGGGCUAUUUGGUGACGUUGAUCUCUUUGGUCUUGACAUGGCACAACAAUUUGGAUUACCACAAGUGCCUACUAUAGCAUCACCAGCCGACAAGAAGCAACGUUUCAUUGAAAAAUUAAGAAAGGCUAAAGAAGAAGGCAAAUAUUUAUACGACUUUCAUCAAGAAAUUCAACAAGAAAUGCCAGACUUUAACCUGGAUGCCUUGUGUGAUGAUCUUAAAAGGAAAGCUCAAUGUAGCCUGGCAUGUCAUACAAUCACUGAGAAAGAGGUGGACGCCAUCAGUUCAUGUCUUGAUAAAAACCCAACCCUCAACAUUUUUUAAUACUUCAAUUCUUGAAUGUGUGCAUUUUAUAUCAUAUUUUGUCAUUGUCAUCUCUUUUUUUUUAUAUAUAAAGGAAAACUUUGUUAUUUAUUUUUUUAUCAGUGAUAAACACAAUAAAAAAAAAAAAG